AUGGCAGGAAAGACGUCCGAGGACCGAGUGCAGAACGACGGUGCAGAGCCGGGGAGUGCAGCGAAUUCCAAAGGACAGCGGGAGUGCAACGUCGAAACCCCAGCCGCGGCUAACACUGUGACCUGGCCGUCAGCACAGCCGACUCGCUGUCCCGUUGCCAUGGAUACUAAGUUUUCAACCUAUCUCUCUGGCUUCAACGGAUUUGGUCGCAGUUUCAACCGCAGCGUGUUGGCUGGUGACUUGCGCUUACACCAAGAGUACAGGGAGGCAUUCAACAAUGGCUCGCUGCCCUGCAAUCGACUGAGGAUCCUUACUAUUGGUGAUAAAGGCGUGGGCAAGUCUAGCACCCUGAAGUACCUGCGGGGGGAAGUGUGUGACCCAAAUGCUGAGCCGCUGGCAACAGAGGGGAUUGACAUCACCAUAUGCGAGACCAGUGACCGGGAACCAGCCUGGAAAGCCUGUACCACUGGCAAGUGUCAGUCAGCAGAUGAUCCUGGUCUGUGUGCCGCUUGGUGUGUUUGCAAAAGUGUAGAUAGCAUGGGAGGUGUCUUGCACACCGUCAAAACUAAAAGGGGGUCUACAGAUGGUCAUUGGGUUCUUAGGCAACCUCUCCAAAAUCGUGCCUACCAACAAGAAAAGCGUGCAGAUGCUGGGGAUAUCAAGAGCGUAUGUCAGGCUCUCAGGAAAAUCCUCCUGCAUUUGUUUUACCAGGUGAAGUUGAGUAUCCCAUCAGUUAUUUUGUUCUUCCUGCUGUCCUACAUAGGUAACCUGAAUGACUUUGGUGUCCUCUGCUGGCUUGCUAUAUUUUUGUCGGUGCCAUCAUUUGAAUCAGACCUCAAUUCCUCCUACCGCUUCAUCACAUCAGUGUCUCUUCAGAUGGUUUCAGUUGGUGUAGCUGUUUCUGUCAAAGAAUACAGUGCCCAUCUAAGAGAUAAUCAACAGUUGGAUGCUUUUGGGUGGAUGACCAUAUCACUGGUCUUGUACUUAGGAGUGUGCGCCAUGAGCACCGGGUUGGGGUUGCUGUGUGGACUGGGAUGCCGUAGUGGGGUGGCGGUUGCUUACUGUCUGAUAAACCAGAGGUCCCUGUUUCACCAGAAUGCCAAAAGUUUUGCUCUCUUGGUCAUCAGCAACCUCUUAGGACUUCUCCUGAUGCGGGAUGGCUUUAAACGCAUCCGGAAAGUUGUUCAGAGUCGGAACUUCUCCUCUGUGAGUCUCCUUGCUGUGGUUCUUGGCCUGUUGUUGACAAACUACAGGUAUCAACCACUUGUUGAUUGCUUUGAUUACUUGUACAUGCAUAUGUCUGAUGUUGUGGUUGGCAUUCUAAUGGGGUUUGGGUUUCCCUACGGAGUCCUCAAAGGACGUGAGAUUGUCGCCGUCAGAAAGCUAAUGCUCCCAUACAUGUUGAAAAAAUCUUUUGGCUUUUUUGUUACCAUCGUAGUUUGGCACCUGAUUGGAUGGGAGUUGUUGAUAUUUAGUAAGACUUCAACGUGGCUGUCGGUCAUUUGUUCUGCACUCAGUGCUUGCGGGUUCCCAUUGUAUGACUGGAUUGUGGCUCAGAAGGUAAAGCAUCUGGAAAAUAAUGACAUCCCAAUCACAACCUUUCGUAAGUUUCUGAUGGACUCUGCCACCCAAGACAACCCUGUCAGUCUCAAGCUUCAUUUCUGGGACAAUGCUGGGGACAGUGCCUACCAGACCAUGCAGCAGUUCUUUAGACCAGCAGAGGCUGUUUAUCUCCUGGUGUUCAAUCUGGAGGAUGCCAGAGAAGAUGACCAGCAGCAACUCCAAUGUUUGCGUCAGUGGCUCUUCAUGGUAAAGGCUCACUCCAAGAAUCCAAACACGCUGGUCUUUGUCGUUGGCACUCACCGAGACAGUGUUGGAAGGGACUUCAUUGCAAGUUUUGGUUCCCAGAUUGAUGACCAGCUCUACAAUGACUUCUGCAGCAUCUUGGCUAUCAACGGUGACAAGGGACCUCUCUAUCUUGUAGAGAAUUCCAAGGCAGUUGAUGGAGAUGGUCUGAACCUUCGCCAGUCCAUCAUAAAUAUUGCGAAGACAACACCAUUUAUGAAUGAGCUCUUCCCCAUUCGACACCUGAGUAUCUUAAACAAGAUACAAGAGAUGCAGUCCGAUUUCCAUCUGCCUUGGAUCAUGACCACAUUUGAUCUUCUUCAUGGCAUAGCCAGAGAGGACCUGACCCUGGAAGAGUUGCACAAAGUUCUUGUAUGCUUGCAUCGCACCGGUGACAUCAUAUACAGAGACGAUGACGACAUUCUGAAGGAGUAUGUCAUCAUCAGGCCUCAGAGUCUCAUGGAUGUCCUGAAGGCAGUUGUACGCAUUCCUCCCAGGGAUACUCGAAGACUGACUGAGGCGGAAGACUGGCGAGCACUGGAAGUGCAAGGCAUCGCCUCGCUGAAGCUCAUCAAGGCUGUGGUUGGAUCAGAGACCCUCCUCCCUUGUGUCCUGCGAUUGAUGGAAGCAUACAAUCUACUGAUACCCAUCUAUUCAAGCAGAUCUCAGCUUCAGCCACAGGAGCAAGACGACGAAGGCUCUCCCUCAUCAAUGGAAUCCCACCCUAGCUUGGAUUUAGGAUCUCUUCUAGAGGAGCUUCCCAAUCACUGCAUCCUACCGAGUCACCUUCCAGCAUUCACAGGAGCGGAUGGUGACUUUUGGGAACCCUCUCCAGAAGAUGAAGAAUAUUUUUUCGACUUUGGCUAUGUGGCUCCAGACUCCAUCUUCCAUCGUCUCUUGGCAAAGUGUUGGUGCGACAGGGAUAUCCAUGAAAGGGUGUACAAAACCAGAGGUCGUUUCAGAUAUCAGGGAGCAAACUUUUACACCAUUCAGCUACAGAGGAUUUCCGUCUCUCAAAACACAAUUCAAGUGAUUGUCCUACAUGAUGGGUACAACAGAUGCUCAUUACAGGUCCUCCAAUUUCUGUAUAACCUUCUGGAGGAUAUCCGUAGCAGGGAUUUCCCCAACCUGCCGUACACCUGUGGGCCUGCCUGCCAUGCGUGCAGCCUUGGUAAUUUCCUACGAAUCCUUAAGGUCUGCGGAGAUGACAAGAAGUUCCCCACGGCUAACAUGCCAUUUGAGGCAUUUAUGCCACAAGGGAAGUACCAUGAGGUCCAUCUGACACCACAGUUGAAAGUAAAUUGUGGAAGGCGAAGGACUAGUUCCUCCAACUCAUCCAUCAACUCGCAAACAGACUGCAGAACACCUGAAGAUCCUGUGCUGACUAACCAGAUUUCCGUCGGUGAAACAUCCAACCGAGUCACCGUCAUAACCGCAGGCAGCCAUGCUAGGUUUGAUAUCCACCAGGCCAGGAGCUUGUCAGAAGAAGAUGACGGACAAAAUGCCUGAAGACGUGUCGGGAGCUCUGCUCACUUCAGUCUUACAGAUCAGUCACUUAAGUGUGGCAGACUUUUACUCAUUUGUGCCGAGAUUCACUAGAAUUGCACAAAUAUGUUCUGUGAUUUCAGAAAUCAUUCACAUUCACGGCAUGAAUAUACCUCAGAUAUAAUUACGUCAGGCUUUGUUAACUUGUACGCUUUCCUAUGGGAGCUUGGUAGCUCUCAGUCAUCCCUACAUGUACCUGGCUCCCAUAGAAUAUUCGCACACAUGUAAACAGAGCGCGACAUCAUUAUAUCUUAGAUCUACUAACCCUAACUCCCUAGGGGGUGUGCAAAAUCAUAUUGAAAUUGGAGGAUUCAGGACUGUUAGGGCUAUAAGAACAUUUACAGAGCUUUAUAGCCUAUUGUUUCAGAUUCUGAGGGAUAGGAUAUUUUACACAUAAAUCUCAAGAAGUGUUGUCAAUUUGAAUACUGUAUGCUUACAAAUUUGAAUUUUUAGAACUACAUGUAUUUCAGGUUUGACUCCCCCUAUGACUUAUCCCUACAAACAAAAUGCACAGCAUCAGCUGCAGUAACACACUCACAGUUUUGCUCAUACAUGACCACAGCCUAAAGUAAAUAUAUUUUUACAACUGUGCAUUUGGGGAUUUUACAGCUGUGGCUUUUAUGGUUGUUUUUAUAUCUUUAUAUCUUCUAUGGGCUGUUUACUUUUUAUAUCCUAAUAAAUAAAUAUCAAGGCUAGUAUUUAAGCACAGUGUUAUUAUUUUAAUAGCCUUAUUAUUCAUUUGACCCUUAUUUUUUUAGGUAGUAAAACGGGUGUAUUGUAAAUAAAAUGCAGUAGGUAUUUGAAUUCAGGCCUAUGAACUAUUUGGAAUGCACCAAAUAAACCGAUUUUACUUUGAGUGAAAACAAAUUUCUCAAAGUAAGUUUUUUGACUUUUUCAAAUAGUUGUUUCAGAAAAUUUAAUGGAAUUCAAUCAAAGAACCAUGUGGGGAUAAAAAAAAGGACUUUCUAUUGUAAAUUUUAAGAAGGCGCUAGUCUAGAGGGGAAAUACUUAUUUUUGUAGCCCCAGCCGAAAAGUAAAACAUCAAAGUGUGACACACUUGUACUAAAGAACGGUGAAAACUGACAUCAUAUGUAUUAAACGAUAUGUUUCGUUUUUAAUAGUCAUACUGUUAUCAUUAUAUUGUUAUGGCUGAUAUAAAUGUAGAAAUUUCCAUUGAUUCAGCUGAACUGAACAGAAACAAAAAGAUAAAAUUCACAUUUAAUGCUAGCUAAUCAAGUAAAAGACAAAAACGUGUUUUUUUUAAUUAGCAAGUCAGAUGGAAAUUCAAGAAAGUUAUGUGCAACAUCAUGUCAGUAUCAAGUUUACAGGGUAUUGAUUUUAAAGUCAACAUUCCUUGUAAUUUUUUUGGGCAAAAUUAUCUCAAAAUUAUCCUCAGAUGUUCUUACCGCUAUUGACGUCAACUUUUUACCAAAGCGUAGUAGCACGUCUCAAUAUCAUUGAUUAAACUUCACAGUGUGCUUGAUUUUGCUAAAUUCUAUACAUGUAUGUAUGUAAUUAGAAUUUAUUAUGUGUUGUGUUAAAAAAAAACAGUAUUACAACAUUUUUUUGUAAAAAGAAGCUUAAAGCGACUUGGCACUGCAAGUUAAUUUUUUUUCAAUUGAAUUUUUGUUUUUGCAUCACUGAAGUCUGUCAAAUUAGUUUUUUUUUUAAAUAAUUGAAGCAAAAUAUCAGUUGCGAACUCCUCUUUUGUGAGAUGAAUGCACAGAAAGGCUGUUUCAACAACAAAAGAUAUACCUUUGAGACUUAGUGUCAGAGUAGAUCAUUUGCAUCUAUCCAAAAAGUAAUCGACCAAAUUAUUGUUAUAAAGCUUACUUGGUUUAAUUA
This is a messenger RNA of Patiria miniata (bat star), 5235 nucleotides long. RefSeq lists its product as uncharacterized. The record is from RefSeq and is a predicted model, not a curated record. The transcript has 7 exons. NCBI's taxonomy places the organism in Eukaryota, Metazoa, Echinodermata, Asteroidea, Valvatida, Asterinidae. Bases 1 to 3354 code for a protein of 1117 amino acids.